GAACGAGUGCUGUUCGCUUGCCGCUGCCCUGACACCAGACUGACGCUUGCCACAGACUUGCCACUGUCAGUAAUCGCACUCGCUGUCUCUCUAAGCAAUAGCAGGUCAGAGAGACCAACUGUCGAGAAGGACACGGCGUUAAGAACCGUGAAAGAGCAGUUUCCAUCAGCCUGACGGAAUACAAAGUAUCAUUUUAACGGAAAGCACCACCGCCUUUCGAAUUAGUGCCAGUCUCGUUGCAAACUAGCGUUAGAUUAGUUGUUAGCUGGCUAUCCUGCCAGCCGGUUAGCAGCUAGCGUUAAUCUAGCUAGCUUAGUUCAGCUGUUUCCAGCCUGGCUAUUCGGGAAGAGCUUCUAAAAUGAGGCUGAAAGUUGGAUUUAUUAUACGGAGUUUGCUUUUCAUUGGGACCUUUCUUGGAUUGUUGGUGCUCUGGUCUUCUCUGUCGCCGAAACCCAACGAUGAAAACCCCUUUGAAAAACGGGAUGAUGGUGUGCUGCCCAAAAGAGACCUAGCUGAUCAGUUCAAGCCUGUGGUGCCCUGGCCUCAUGUAGAAGGGGUGGAGGUCGACCUUAACUCCAUCAGACUCAAAAAUGAGCCUGCCAAACAUCCCCAUAAUCCUGACCAGCAGCCAAACCAAAAACAGGUGAUCCAGCAGCAGUAUGUGACAUUCAAGCCCCACACACAAGCCUUCACCAGCCCCGUCCUGAAGACAGGUAUCUUGGGAAACUUUGAGCCCAAGGAACCUGAGCCUCCGGGGGUCCUCAGCGGUCCUGGAGAGGCAGCCAUACCCUUUGUCCUGGGUCCAGAGUACAAAGAUGCUGUCCAGAGUUCCAUCAAAGAGUUUGGUUUCAACAUGGUAGCUAGUGACAUGAUUUCACUGGACAGAUCCAUCAAGGAUAUACGCCAUGAAGAGUGUAAGUACUGGCACUAUGAUGACAGACUGAUGACCUCCAGUGUGGUGAUAGUCUUCCAUAAUGAAGGCUGGUCGACACUGAUGAGAACAGUCCACAGUGUCAUCAAGAGGACACCCAGGAAAUACCUGGCUGAGAUAGUCAUGAUAGAUGACUUCAGCAACAAAGCCCAUCUGAAGGAGCGCUUGGAGGAGUACAUCAAGCAAUGGAACGGUCUUGUAAAACUCUUCAGAAAUGAGAAGAGAGAAGGACUGAUCCAGGCCAGGAGUAUCGGAGCCAACAAGGCCACUAAAGGACAGGUACUGAUCUACCUGGAUGCUCAUUGUGAGGUUGGAAUCAACUGGUAUCCUCCACUGGUUGCUCCUAUUUCAAAAGACAGGACAGUGUGUACAGUACCACUGAUAGACUAUAUAGAUGGUAAUGAGUAUAGUAUGGAGCCCCAGCAAGGUGGAGAUGAGGACGGCCUGGCUAGAGGAGCAUGGGAUUGGAGCCUGCUCUGGAAGAGAGUACCACUUAGCCAGAGAGAGAAGGCCCAGAGAAAACAUACCACCCAGCCCUACCGAACGGUGUGUACCGUGCCUCUGAUCGACUCCAUCAAUGGCCAGAAGUUCACCAUCGAGCCCCAGGGUGGAGGAGAUGAGGACGGCUUCGCUAGAGGAGCCUGGGAUUGGAGCAUGCUCUGGAAGAGAGUUCCUCUGGGAGAAGCAGAAAAAAAACGCAGAAAAACUCAGACUGAGCCAUAUAGGUCUCCAGCAAUGGCGGGUGGUCUCUUUGCUAUAGAGAGAGACUUCUUCUUUGAGCUGGGUCUGUAUGACCCAGGACUGCAGAUAUGGGGAGGAGAGAAUUUUGAAAUAUCAUACAAGAUCUGGCAGUGUGGUGGCCAGCUGCUCUUUGUACCCUGUUCUCGUAUCGGACAUAUCUACAGACUUCAGGGAUGGCAAGGCAAUCCUCCACCUGCACAUGUUGGAUCGUCACCCACUCUGAAGAACUAUGUCCGUGUGGUGGAGACAUGGUGGGAUGAUUAUAAGGACUACUUCUACGCCAGCCGUCCUGAAACUCUCACUCUAGCCUACGGAGACAUCAGGGACCUUAAACGCUUCAGGGAGGAACAUCGAUGCAAGAGCUUCAAGUGGUUCAUGGAGGAAAUAGCGUAUGACAUUCCACUGUAUUACCCUCUGCCUCCUAAAAAUGUAGAAUGGGGAGAGAUUCGAGGCUUUGAGACAAGUUACUGUAUUGACAGUAUGGGACACACCAAUGGGGGCAAUGUGGAAAUAGGACCGUGCCACAGGAUGGGGGGCAACCAGUUGUUUCGUAUCAAUGAAGCCAACCAGUUGAUGCAGUAUGACCAGUGCCUGACGAGAGGAGGUGAUAACUCAGCUGUCACCAUCACACACUGUGAUCAGAAUCAGCACAAUGAGUGGAAGUACUUCAAGGAUCUCCAUCGGUUCACUCAUGUAACAACAGGAAAAUGUCUUGACCGCUCCGACCUGCUCCACAAAGUCUUCAUAUCAGACUGUGACACCGGUAAAACUACUCAGAAAUGGGAGAUGAACAACAUAGUGGCUGUGUGAAGACUUAACAACUCGCUCAAAGAAAACCACUGGCAGCAUGGUGGGAAAUAUGGUGACCGUAUGAGGACAUACGCACACACCAAGAAAUACAUCCAUAAUUCACGUUUACAGAUAUAUCAAACUGAUACUGUCCUUUUAAUGAAAUAUGUUUUUUUAUAUUAGCAUCAGUGUCACCUCCAACACGAUACUGAGUAUCGGACUAUGAAUAGUUUCAACCCAAAACUGUUGGUUGGUACUGUUGGUCUCUAUGGUCAUGCAUUAUACAAACACAUAGACACUCCAGGUGGCAGCAGAAGAACUUGGUUUGGAGGCUGAUGCUACUCCAAAAGACUUGUUGGACUAACACUGAACUGGAAACACGUUGGGCUCUGUCCUUCAUACAGUUUUGUUUACACCAUUUCUCUCUAUCUGUUCUUUUGGGCUCUCGGGUCUUUUCUAAACCACUCCAUUGAUUUAUGAAAUGUAUCACAUCAACUCUGACUUUUGAACCCUCAUGCUCUUAUUAGACCUUUUCAUCAACUGUUAGCCAAACUGAUUAGUUCACCAACUAAAGAGUCCUUUUUAUUUGUGGAGGAUUCACUGAAGGUGUUUUAAUCAAGUGUUUGGUACAUAUGCUGGCUGGCACAAUGCUUGCUUUUGUCUACAAGUCAUGUUAAGAAUGCUUUCGGGCUUUAAAGGGCAAAUCCUGCAACUUACAUAUGGAUGUCCAAUCAAUGUUGAUGGUGAAUAUGUCCAUUGAAGCAAUAAGUUCCCCAGUGCAUGCAAUAUUGACCAAGAAUUCUGAGUUCUCCCGGGUUCUCCUCCCCCCCUGGUCUUGGGUGUCUCGACCAGUUUAUCUUCAGAAUGCUGAGGUUCUCUAGUGUGAGGUUCUUUCAUGCAUAGUAAUGCACACAGUCUCGGGUUUGUGUGACAACAUCUAACCCACGUUAACAUUAUUACAGCAGAAGAAUUCCAUUUCUGUUGGCAUGGGAGGGUAAUUUGCGCAAAGGUACCAGCAGUUGGUGUUUGCUCCUGGCAGAUCAGAUGAUAGCAGCCAUAUUCUCUCCCUGCAGCCUCAGCCUCUCUACGCUCCAUUUCUUCUGUCGUAUACUCUCCCUCGAAUAAAUCCGGCUGCAUAUUGGAGUCAAUGUAAACUCUCUAAUAUGUAGCCUCGUCCAUAACGUCCUCUGCACUUGGAAACAUAGUUAAUUUCCAACACAAGCUAAGAGAACAAGGACACAUUUGUGUUUAAUUUUUUUAACUUUCUUUUAAUAAUGGAAUUUACAACAGGUUUAGGAAGUUCAGUUUUUGAGCGGCAUCUUGAAAAGAAGUUCUGGCAUCCCCAGAAAGCAGCCUGUAGUUCUUUCUUGCCUCCAACUACGUAACAGUCUCAGUAUUCUCCGUCAUUAUAGCAGGCACUGUGGAAUCAACUACAUUUACCCUCAACAAGGAUUGGAAAUAUACAGAAAGAAAUAAAGAUGACAAACUUUUAGCAUUUUUCUGCUCUGUCCUGUUCGGCCAAUUUCAGCAGUGAGAUUUAUGUAAAGCUCUUAUUGGCACAUGUUGAAUAGGCUAGACAGUGAAAUAUUGUCAUAUUCAAUUGUAUUUUUUUUAUCCUUUACAUUUACACUCCAGAGUCUGUGAAAGGAUUUUUUUUUGGAUCCUUAAUUAUAGUGCCACCUCUAGCCUGAAGCUAAUAAAACAGGCGUGAAGAAGCAGAAUUAAAUUCCCUGCGCCAUAUCAAAAGCCUGACCAGGAAAAAUAAGAAGAAAACAAAACAAGCACCAUUGCAUUCUCCUACAUAAAACAACAAGCGGUGGUUUCCCUAAAACUAUAUCAAGGUCCAUUCCUGGUGUUCUAUGCCUGAAUCCAUGCCACCUAGAAUAUGCUUUAAAAUGCAUGAAUGAAAGUAACUUUUCUUUAUUUUGUUCAAUUCCAUUGGUUGUUAUUUUUAUAUAUAUAUUUGAUAUUUCCAUUGCCUUGAAUUUAGUUUAUCAACUUCCACACUAAGAUGCUUUCGAGAAACUUGAACAUUUCAAGGAAACACCUUUAACAGUGAUCUGACUGACUGAGGACUUUUGAACUGCCUGCCUUACUGACUGUCUUGAUGAGUAUUCAGUAGCUGACCAGUUGUCUGUGAGUAACUCCCUGUGUGCAAAUUAAAGUAUAUAUAUUGGGUUGUUGGUGGGGAAUAAACCAGGGAGGAAUGCACAACUUAUGUUAGGGAAAACAACAAAUGAAGAAAAUGUGUGUGGGUUUUAUUAUUUGCUUUUGCAAGGGAAAUGAGGGUUUGGUGUAUGGGUGAACAUGUAUGCAAUGUUUUGUACAAUGUAAAUAGAUUUCUUUGUAAAGACGAUCAUGGUGCAUUUUGUGAAGGGCCUUGAAUGAUGUAAAUAUCUAACUUAUAGCAGAAAUGUAAUAAUAUGGGCUGAACGGUGGAUGAUUGAGCAAAUAAAAUACAGUUUUUUACUACUA
This is a messenger RNA of Cyclopterus lumpus (lumpfish), 4936 nucleotides long. It is a transcript of the gene galnt7, whose product is annotated as UDP-N-acetyl-alpha-D-galactosamine: polypeptide N-acetylgalactosaminyltransferase 7. The coding region runs from base 359 to 2482 and encodes 707 amino acids. The transcript has 16 exons. The record is from RefSeq and is a predicted model, not a curated record. Lineage: Eukaryota; Metazoa; Chordata; Actinopteri; Perciformes; Cyclopteridae. Gene Ontology annotation, cellular component: Golgi apparatus.